This is a messenger RNA of Lytechinus pictus (painted urchin), 1991 nucleotides long. RefSeq names its product NADH dehydrogenase [ubiquinone] 1 beta subcomplex subunit 10-like. The record is from RefSeq and is a predicted model, not a curated record. Lineage: Eukaryota; Metazoa; Echinodermata; Echinoidea; Temnopleuroida; Toxopneustidae. The coding region runs from base 203 to 658 and encodes 151 amino acids. The transcript has 4 exons.
GCAUAUAACUAUCUGCAUGCCUGCACGCAGUGUGUAUUGAACACGCACGACCACGAUCUAAUGAAUAUUCAUCGGCGAGACUGACGUCAUUUUACGAGUCUCCUUUCAAACUUGGAUCAUAAGUAAGUGCCUACCGUCAGGGUUGGUCGUCGAAGUCGAACAGAGAGCUUUUCUUCCUUAUUAAACACCUUUUAAAAACAAAAUGGGUGUCUUGGAAGACUUUAUAGGGAAGGCCUUCUAUUAUACUGUUGAUGCUCCCGUGACUUUUGUAAGAGACUUUGUCGAUGGCCAACGCAAAAGAAGUCCAUACUACUAUUACCACCAGAGAUUUCCUCGUGUUACCUCCAUAGAAGACUGUGCUGUUGAUGACUAUGUUUGCAUGUAUGAGGCCAAUAUGCAAUACAAAAGAGACAGGUUGGUUGAUAUGGAGAUAUUAAAGUUUCUUCAGAAGGCUCUUGCUGACUGUAAUCUGAUGGAAGGACCUAACGCCAAACAGGAAUGCAAGGCACAGCUUGCUGAGUAUGAAGAAGCUGCUGAUGGCUAUGAAGCAAAAUAUGGUGAGCUUGGAGGUUUGGGCAAUGCUGUUAAGUGCAUGAUGAAACAGAAGUCCAGAUUAAUGGAAGAGAGAAGAAAAGCCAGAGAACAAGGAAAGGCAUAGAUUAGUUUCUUGUUUUAAAAUUUUGCAGCAUUGCGAGUGGUAUGAACAUGGCGCUACCAGUGAUUUACAUUAAAUUGACCAUUGAUUCAGCAUGUGAAAAAUACAGAGUGGUGCAAAAAAAGUUAAUCCAAAGCCUUACAUUAUUGACUUGGGUGAACUACAUGUACCAUAUAUCUGAUUUUAAUAGGUCUAUCACACUGGCACUAGUCAGAGGAAAUAAAAUCACAUAGAGAUGGCAUUAGGUGUAUUAAUUUCAAAUCGAGACACACAAAAUAAUUCUUAUAUAUAUUUUAUGAAUACCAUCCAUUUCUUGAUUACGACACCAUAUUUAUAAAACUGUGACCUCAUCCUGCAGUUUGACCCAGCAAAGUACAUGAAUUCAAGUGGACUUCUGGGUACUAUUGACAUAUGCACAGUGGAUUGCACACAAAGUUCUUGUUGAUAGAUUGAUGACAUCUAUCCACUCUUCCAAUGUAAAAUGAUGCUAUUUGCACAACUGUACCAGCAGAAAAAAGUGAUUGUCUACUCUUAACUGUACUCUCUGCUAUAAACCUGGAUUCUGUUUCCUUUAUCAAGCAGUAUUUGUGAUACAUGGAUGAAUUUGUGAAUUCUAAUUUGUUUGUAUGUGUUAAAUAUGAAAAUUUGUAGAAAAUAAAAAGAUUCAUCAAUCAAAAUCUAUAAUUAUAUUGCUUUUUUUUUUGGGGGGGGGGUGUUUUUCUGAGGUCUCAUGCAGCUGGAUCUUUAUUUCAUCAACUAAGAUUGCUGGGAAGUAUGCAUCUAGAAUGAAAAAUGGAUGAAAAUCUGUUUUGCUUAAUUGGGGAAAAGACAACAUAGAUGUAAUUUUGUGUGAGAUAGCCAGACAAAUGAAAUGUGCUGAAUCAUUUUGGUCAACUCAUCUAUAUGAAUAAUUGUUGUACCACUCACAAUGCUUAUAUGUUACUUUUGUGUAGAGCAAUUUAUAAAAAAAAACAUUGACUGAAAACCUUCCUCAACCUUCCUCACAAGAAUCAGAUUUUACUGCCUUCCCUCCACUUUUAUUAGCUGUAGCACUGUUUUAGCCAUAGGCAAGGGGUAAUUAGUCAUAGCUGUCCAUCUUCAAAUGGGAUUCUACGCUUAAAGUACAAGUGAUUAAACUGAAAUGGAAUUCCCUUGAUUUAUGCAAAAUAAAUGUUUGAAUGGAUUUAAAUGGAGGUUUCAGUGAUCAAGGAUUGAGGAUUGUUUGUCAAAUGUUUUUUUUCUUUUUCACCCUUAUGUGAGAAGGGUUUGAUACUGUAUUAUAUGAAACCAACCAGUGAAGGUUUGUUGCAGCAAUUAUUAAAAUCUGUAAAAAUCA